Messenger RNA from Mollisia scopiformis, 1445 nucleotides. RefSeq names its product cell division/GTP binding protein. The record is from RefSeq and is a predicted model, not a curated record. Gene Ontology annotation, molecular function: molecular adaptor activity; GTP binding; GTPase activity. The transcript is spliced from 3 exons. Gene Ontology annotation, cellular component: microtubule cytoskeleton; cell division site; septin ring. Bases 105 to 1139 code for a protein of 344 amino acids. NCBI's taxonomy places the organism in Eukaryota, Fungi, Ascomycota, Leotiomycetes, Helotiales, Mollisiaceae. Gene Ontology annotation, biological process: cytoskeleton-dependent cytokinesis.
GUAUCCCCUUCUCAUUUUCCUCGACCAACUGCCGUCACCUUCCCAUCUUCACCUCCAAGGUUCCGAAAGAUCAAUUCUUGGAUUUUUCGAUCACUUCGCACACAAUGUCAACCCUUCCCAUGGAUAGACACGCUCCCCAGCAGUCGGUGUACCCCCGUAGCCACGUCGGUUUCGACAGUAUCACAUCACAAAUUGAGCGCAAGCUGUUGAAGCGCGGUUUCCAGUUCAAUGUCAUCUGUGUUGGCCAAACUGGAUUGGGCAAAUCUACGUUGAUUAACACAAUCUUUGCGUCACACUUGAUCGAUUCGAAAGGAAGACUUUCACCUGAUGAGCCCGUACGAUCUACCACCGAAAUCCAAACCGUUUCGCAUAUCAUCGAGGAGAAUGGUGUUCGUCUGAGACUCAACAUUGUCGAUACCCCAGGUUACGGCGAUCAGGUUAACAACGAUAGAUGUUGGGAUCCAAUUGUCAAGUACAUUAAGGACCAGCACUCGGCAUACCUCCGAAAAGAACUCACCGCUCAACGUGAGAGAUAUAUUCAGGAUACCCGCAUUCACUGCUGCCUGUUCUUCAUCCAACCUUCAGGCCAUGCUUUGAAGCCAAUCGAUAUCGUGGUCUUGAAGAAGCUCUCAGAUGUCGUCAAUGUCGUACCAGUCAUUGCCAAGUCUGAUUCCUUGACUCUGGAGGAGCGAAGUGCUUUCAAGGAGCGCAUAAAGGAGGAGUUCACCUUCCACAACUUGAAGAUGUACCCAUACGACAACGAUGAGUUCGAUGAGGAGGAGCGUGCAUUGAAUGCUCAGAUCAAGAACAUUAUCCCAUUCGCCGUCGUUGGAUCCGAGAAGUCGAUCAUUGUAGGAGGCAAGCAAGUCCGCGGUCGUCAAAACAGAUGGGGUGUCAUCAACGUUGAGGACGAGAACCACUGCGAAUUCGUCUACCUCAGAAAUUUCCUCACCCGUACCCAUCUCCAAGAUUUGAUCGAAACCACUUCUCAAAUCCACUACGAGACUUUCCGUGCUAAGCAGUUGUUGGCCCUGAAGGAGAGCAGUGCUGCUGGACAUCCCAACAGCAGACCAAUCAGCCCUGCAGCAGAUCGAGAAUUGAGCAGAAGCUCUCAACGGGGCGGCAUGAACGGUUACUAGGCGGUGUAGGAACGUGGAGUCAGGGGACGCUGCGAUUUCGAGGAAGGUUGUUUAUGAUAGCAGGGCGAUAUCUGUGCAAAAGCGACUUUCGGAAUUUUCUCGAGCAGGCCGAGGAGAGCGUUAAUGGCCGCUUGAGGUGGGCUUUACUUUGUCUCUUCGACUUCUCCACAUAUUUCUCCUUUGCUUAAUUAGCCUUCUCUAACGAUGAGAAUUCAUUUCAAUAGUAGUAAAGUCACCAAGUCUCCUUUUGUGCUAUGGCGGUGGGUGGGAAUGUAGAUUUAGAGCAUCAAGCUUCGAACUCUAGAC